GCUGCGAUGAAAUGUCAUAAUCAUAUAAUUUCAGUGGAUUUGUGCCAGAGAAAUCUAGCAGAUGUGAAAAAUUGUGAUGUUCACGGUGUACAAAACUAAUGAUAUUAAAUAAGUUGAGUGCUAAUUUAAGUGUUCUUCAAACAGUUGGUGGAGCACACGUACUUGGAGCACAAAGACUUGAAGUUGGAUGAUUUAACAAUUUCGUUAGUGCGCUCUGGAGCGAGCUGACCGGAGAUGAGCUCGCCACCACCCAUGCAGCUGGAGGUGGAGGUCGGGGACGAAUCCAUGGAAGUGGACACAGGGGACAUGAUACCGGCUGUCAGGUUUACAUUGACGGCGCGUGCAGACGCCGUGCUGGACUUAUGGCGCACAAAGUUAGCAGAGGGGGUGCUCUCGCCUGCCCACUUCCAAGACCACUGGCGGGUAACAGUGCCGAGGAUCUACUCGCCACAGCCCAACAGGACAUGUUUAGACUGGUCCUUCGACGAGGAUUUGGCAACGAAACUGUUAAUAGAACCGUUAGAACAGUUCGUCUACGGAUCCGCGGAGAGUUCGCAGCCGCCGCCGCCACGACGCUCCACCCUCUGCGGGAAAGUCUUUAAGCAGGGAGAACCGGCUUACAGCUGCAGAGAAUGCGGCAUGGACAACACGUGCGUGCUGUGUGUGGAAUGCUUCAAGGUGUCUGCGCACCGCCACCAUAAGUACAAGAUGGGUCAGUCGGGCGGCGGCGGUUGUUGCGAUUGCGGUGACACGGAGGCCUGGAAGCGAGACCCCUUCUGCCAAUUGCACGCUGCUCCAGACAACGAAGAGCAAGCCCAGGCCAGCACGGACCCGGAAGUGACGGAGCGUAUGAUGAUAGUCGCAUCCAUGUGCCUCUCCUACUGCUUCCGACUGCUCACGCUUGACCACGCGCCCGGCCUGCCCAAUGACUUGAUAUUAAAAGACGCUGAAAGAGAUUUACUACAAAUACUCGAUCAACCUGAUUGUUACUGCACAGUUUUAUACAAUGACGAAACUCAUACUUUUGAACAGGUUAUAACAACCCUGAUGCGGGUGAUAAAAUGCUCAAAACGCGACUCGGUGGAGCUCGUCAGUCUGAUAGACCGCGAGGGUCGCGCGCUAGUCAAGUGCAACUCCUUUCAGAUCUGCGACAAACUCAAGACCGACAUUGAGAUGUUCACCUCCCGCCACGGGCCGGCGCUGAAGGUGCUAGUGAUGCACGCACACGUGGUCGCGCACCAAAUGUUCGCGAUGAAACUGCUAAACUGGCUACAAAAUUUCGUGAGCCAAGAGCAAAGUCUCCGAUUAGCCGUCAGCCAAGUGGCUCUAGGCGAGGAAUCUGGCUUGGCUAGUUGGGCUUUAGCCGGGACUAGUGUCGGUGUAGCCGCCGGGGUCAUGCAGAACGACUGCCACAUGUGGAAAGCCGCCAGGACCGCGUGGCAUCGGCUGCUCAUAGCGACCACCCUUAUGGAUACCUCCACCAAGAGGACUAUGGCUAUUUUGUUCACCAAAAAUUACGGUUCGAUCCUGAAGGACUUCAUCCGCGACGACCACGACCACUCGUUCUCGAUCUCAUCGCUAUCAGUGCAGCUGUACACGACGCCGACACUCGCCCACCAUCUCAUCGCAAAGCACGACGCACUAUUCGUCGUCAUGAACACGUUCGUCAGCGAAUGCAAUCGACGAUGCAACUCCGAGGGUCGGUUGGAAUUCGAUCGCAAUCACGUGUCCAUGGCGUUCAAGCGUGCACAAUUCGUCCUAUACGACGUGAAGUACCUAUUGGGUUCCUUGCCAACCACUUUCGAUGACGACCUUCGGAAGGGCUUCCUCCAUGGACUGUCUCUGAUGCUGAACCUACUAGUCAUGAUGCAGGGAAUGGAUUCUGUUGUGAGACAGAUCGGCCAGCACAUGGAAUACGAGCCCGAGUGGGAGUCGGCGUUCAACCUGCACGUGAAGUUGGCGCAGAGCAUUACGUUGGCGCUGGAGUGGUGCAGUUCGGAACGCGCGCUCGCCGCGUCCGCGUACCGCAUGGCACUGCGCCGGCACGCAGACACGUGCGCGAAGAACGCGAGCGAACUCAGAGAACUAGGCAACCAAAGUGCGUCAGUGAUCCCAUACGACGUAUCCAAAGAACCCGUGUCAGUACAUCGUCCACUAUCAAGGUUCAUUGCUGGUCUACAUUUGCAACUUCAUCGCCAUGGGUUAUCCUACCACAGUCGGGAGUUCGAACGCCAGGAUCGACCUAAACCGACCCCGGAAGAGCUCAUAGAGCCGGUGCUAUGCACGAUGGCCAUGAUAGCGCAAGUUCACGCGGGCAUGUGGCGUAGGAACGGGUUCGCGCUUCUGAACCAGCUGUACUUUUAUCACAACGUCAAAUGCCGCACCGAGAUGUUCGACCGGGACGUGGUUAUGCUGCAGAUCGGCGCUUCUCUUAUCGAAAGCAAUGAAUUCAUGAUUCAUGUAUUGAACAAGUUCAACCUGUUGGACUGGGCGGCCGCUGACUUUGAGCAGAAGCCGAUAGAAGAUGACACUCUGAGGCAUACGAUUAGUAUGGUUGAGGAGUUCUUGGGGCUUCUGAUUACAGUGGUGGGCUCCCGAUACGUGCCGGGUGUGGGCGAAGUUUGCAACGAAGAGAGAACUAAAAAGGAGAUAAUCCAGAUGCUCUGCGUCAAACCGAUGCCGCACUCAGAACUUAAUAGGGCCCUACCCGAAGAUCAACUCCACGAAACUGGCCUCGAAGCAGUCAUUCACGAAGUCGCGGACUUUGUGAAGCCGUCCAGCGGCAACAACCGCGGUGUGUACAAGUUGAAGCCGCAUUUGUUCGACGACUACGACACGUUCUUCUAUCACUAUACCAGAGAAGAACUCUCUAGAAGUGAAGAAGAACAGAGAAACAGGAGAAAGUCUGCUGGUCUCCCAGAAUGCUGUCCGCCGCCACCCUUGCCCAAACUAGCGCCGCCCUUCAGACUACUCGCAAAUCUGCUCCAGUGUGACGCCGCGUUACACGUGUUACGAUGCGUCCUCGAAAGGGCGUUGGACUUGAAGGCGAGAUCUUUCUCUGAGCCACAAGUACAUAAGGCACUCCACCUCAUUGGCUAUGCCCUGCGCGACGAAGAGUGCGGCCACUACGAGUUCUUGGCCUUCGCGGAAAGUGCGGCGCGAAGUGGUCUGCUGACCUUACUGCAGCGACUAUCUGUCAGUCCACGAGUAGACGCUCACCAGGCGCUCGCCAAGUGGCUGUUACACAAGAUGCGGACGCUUCUGGGCCGUGGGGAAGAACACAUUGGUGAUGGCGAAAACAUGGACACUGACCAGGAAGAAAAGCCAACAGUGGAUGCUACAGCCGAGGCGGAAAAAGCUCGUCGUGCCAAACUAGCGGCGGAGCGACGGGCAAAGGUGAUGGCGCAAAUGAAGAAUCAAAUGAAUAAGUUCAUUGCCAACAACACUACCCUCUUUGAGGAGACUAACACGGCGGUGACAGAAGAAGAGGAAAAACAAGACCUUUUACCAUUAUACAGAGGCGCAGCGCUGGGCGUUUGGGGCGGAGGAGUCAACGAAGCGCCGAGAAUAUGCAUCAUGUGUCAAGAACAGGCUCGCGUAGAAGCGAUGGCGGAACCGAUGGUGCUCGUGGCGUUCGCGCAGAACUCCACCGUGCUCAACCGCAGGGGCGUGGGCGCGGGCGGGGCGGAAUCGGGGCGGAGCGCGUGGGCGCCCGCCGGCUUUGGGCCGCAGCCGCACGUGUCGUGCUGCGGACACGCGCUGCACGCCAGGUGCUGGAGGAAGUACGUGGACGGGGUGCUCGACAAGGAGAAGCUGAGACCGUACCGCAUCCGCCAACCCACAGCCUUCGACGUGGAGAAGAAAGAGUACCUGUGCCCGUUGUGUGAGCGGCUUUGCAACACGGCCCUGCCGCUGCUGCCAGCACUUGCCAUCCCCUCCCACCCCCCGCCGCCCCUCAGCGAGACCACGUAUGCCGACUCCACGGAUCUCAUAAUACAGCUCAAACAUCAGAUCUGCUCAGAGACCGUCCAUCUCUGCACGGAAUACUGUGAAGAUAUGCUUUGUACGGCGCGGGCUCGCUCUGUUGGGGCCAUGUCUUCCGACAUGGAAGACGAGUCGGCCGAUGAAGCCGAAGUGUACAUAUCAACGCACGCGGAGAAUCUGUUACCAGCCGAGUUCUUGGCCCACUUCGAUACCGUGCUGCCCGAGUAUAAUGAAACUACGAAAACUCUUAUCGAAGACUUCGCUAAGAUGCUUCCAGGUUUAAGUGAAAUAUCGGAAUCGGGAGGUCUGGUAUCAGUGGCAACCCUGUGUCGAGCUACAUCGUACACAAUACAAAGCACAAACACCAUACUACAGGCCGAGAAAAGGCCUUUAUUGGGCGACCUACCGUCCAGGCACAGAGAUGCUUUACAAACCAUAAUAAGGCUAGCAGCUGUCAUACCAGCUGUAUGGUCUGCGCCCAAACAUGUAUCGCACCACGCUUUAAGCGCAUUAAAUACUCUUGGGAAAACUUCUCCUCUCACGCACGAAGUUUUCGGCACUCUAGUCGCAUUAGUCAUAACUAUACCUUCAAUAUUCAGCAAAACUUCGGGACCUGCAAGACCUACGCAUUUAGCGAGGCAACUGACGCUAGAAGCGUUCAGAGCGACAUUAACUAAAGCUUUAAUAAUAACAGAAGUGACGACGUGUACCGCUGAAGGAAUGGAGGGCGAGGAACAGGUCAAUCCAGACCUGGAAAACCUUUUGUCGAUCAUGAAAGAAUUACGCAGAGGGAAGUUGGAAACAGACAAUUUGAACCCGAGUGCAGUUUGGGAAUGUGUCAAAAAACAGUGUCUGAAUUUCCUGAGAUGUUGCUGUCUGUUCUUUCACUUUUUAAGCGAUAUUCAACCGUCGACAGAAUUAACUGUGGUCGAUGGCGCCACGUGGGACGCGAUGUGCGGGUAUUUAAAUAUGCCGCACUCAUUUAGAGAUUUAAUAGACAAUUUGUUGGCCAAAAAGAAAGCCGCAGCGUGGGCAGAGGCAUCGCAGGCUUGGUUCCAGGGCGAAAUAUUGCCGAGUAUAGUUUUAGAACCCAGCGAACCGCCCAGAUUGGUCACAUUGCCGGAUGACUUUUCGGAACUUAUGAACGUGGUUUCGGAGUUCACGUGCCCGAAUUCCGAGCGGGAGGACAGUAAGAACCCGACCAUGUGUCUGGUCUGCGGGCAGAUAUUGUGCUCGCAGAGCUACUGUUGCCAGAUUGAAGUCAGCAAGCCACACGGGCGCAGCGGCGUGGACCUGGUGGGCGCGGUGGUGGCGCACGCGCUGGCCUGCGGCGCGGGCGCGGGCACGUUCCUGCGCGUGCGCGAGUGCGAGCUGUUGCUGCUGGCGGCGCCGGCGCGCGGCGCCAUGCUGCCCGCGCCCUACCUCGACAACUACGGCGAGACGGACCAGGGUUUACGGCGAGGCAACCCACUACACCUAUGUCAGGAGCGGUAUGAAAAGCUCCGCAUGAUAUGGCUGAGCCACGGCAUCUACGAGAGGAUCGCGAGGGGCCUGGAUACAAACAUGCUGGUCACCACCACAUGGCAGAACAUGUGAGCGAUGCGUCUGUUCAUAGCAUCACGUGCGACGCGCCGGGAAUAGCACAGGCUCGUUGCACGGGCCUUAAUGCGUACAGCACGCACGCACGUGCGUCAGCGUAUUGGGAACGUGCAACGUUAUCUUAAAGAGUUAUUUCGUAGUUAUAUAUUACAUGCAAGACGUCACUUCAGCGAAAAGCGGCGGGAUCUUGCCCGAAAUGCAAUACGAUAAAUACGUAAGGACGUGCGUUUGAACGUAAACUUAUUUCGAGCGUGAAACGCUGACUAUAAAUAUAUUUGAGUGUAUGAAGAGAUAUUCAUCGUUAAGAUCUUUCCCGUUUGCCAAGUUACUUUAAAUAACUCGAACUGAGCAAGCUUGCUUUAACACUUGAGCAAUGCUUUCUGAAACUGUCGUCCUGUCGUUAAAAGCGUUCCUGAAUCAAAAAAUAUUCGAUGCAAUUUCUACAACUAACAAUAAAUUACAAAUGGAUAAUAAAACUAUAUUUUUUUAAUCGAACUGCGUUGUCACUACGUUAUAUCAACUGAUUAGUUUUAUUUUGUAGCGCACACUGACAGACAUCAAGAAUGCAUUUUUCAGGCCAGUAAACAAAAAAGGCUGAUUUAGCACGAACUUUCAUAAUAUAAACAUGCAUAACGGAUGCUUGUGUGUUACUAAUUAGCAUAGUGUUUUAUUCCUUGCAAGGCUUGGUAUUGCAAAAGUGGAAUCUAUCUUCCACGAAAUACAAUACGAUAUGACCUUGCAUUAGACAUUAGGCUGGUGAAGUCAUGACGAUGCGCGGAAUCUCAUUCAUCUCAAUACACAUUUUUAUGACACACGUAUCACGUUUUUUUCACAUAACAUUGUCUCUCUUAACACGUUUUAUAAUGACAAUAUCUUGGGUAUUAUAUUUAUGUAUUUCGGUAUCCCCAUAAAUAACAUGUUUAUUAACAUUUCCGUAAAAAUCCCACUCAAAGGUUCAAUUCUGCGCGCCGAAGUAUCUGUGUGCUUUUUAUGGAAAUAAUAAUAAAUUUAUAAAAUAAAUCGAUUUAAAGUACACAAAUAUAUAUUCGCAAUAUGAAACGCUUGCCAAUUUAUGUAUUGAGAAAGAUUGAAAUUGUAGAUAUACUCUGGUUAAAUACGAUUUAAAUCUUUGUGUAAAAUUGAAAUGAGACUUAAUAAUUGUUGAUGAUACGAGUACUUCCAUAAUGCGUAAACGACGUCAAAUACAUACUAGUAAAACUGAUAUUUAUCCAAUCACUUUUGAAACAACAGCGUUUAUAGAAUUUUGUGAACACUACCAGGAAUAUUAUUCAUUUUAUAAUUUUAAAAUUAUUGCAUUAUUUAAGAACAAAAUGGUUCUAAACAGUUGUUCAUCGGGGCUUCGUGUUUUGAUUCAGUGUACUGAAGCGGUAUUAAAAACGUGUAGACGAAAUCGCAGUGUUAAAAAUUUACUGAUGUUAUGUGUCAAAAAUGAUAAAAGUUUACGUACAACGUUAACGUUAGUGCGUAUUUAUGUUUUAGAGCUAUUGUGAUCACAAGUUUUAGUGUGGAUUAGAACGCUGUAUUUCUUUAAUUAUUAAAAUAGAUCCUAGAUUCUAGUGGCGUUUCGGCGAUCUAAUGAACGCUCGGACACCCUGUUAAUUUGUUAAAUAUUACUACUAAUUUAUUCGGAUUCUGAAAAAAAAUAUUCUCAAUAUGUAUACGCGAGUUUGGAAUGUGGAUGAGUAUAACAUCACAUGGCCGAAUUGUUUCGACUGUAAUGUAAUUUUGAUUUUUAGUAUAACAAUAAUUUGUGUUUAUUUUUUAAAUAUGACUUAGCCAAAUUGGUUCAAUUUGUAUGUAAUUAUGACGCUGACAAAUUUAACAUGGCAAAAUUUUUUGUAACCUUUCAAAUAAUAUCUAAUGAUUGUGAUUUUAUUUUAAACAUUUCGCAUGGCCAAACUGGUUAUAUCUUAAUGUUGUUUUAAUGCUGAAAAAAUAGAAAUUUGUGAUUUUAUUUUAAACAUUUUAAUAUCUAAUUUGUGUUUUAUUUGUGCAUUUGAAAGUAUAUUUAAUUAGAAAACAUAUACAGAGUAAAUUAGUCAAUCCCAACACGCCAUUUUUUAUACAUUUACAUACACUAUUCGCGAGAUUAUCUUGUUUUAAUUUAAAUCUAAACGUAAAGCCAUAAGGCCUGUAUUUCAAUGGUGUUCACAAUAGUUUAUUAUUCCUUUGUGCGCAAAAGAAUAUUGUCGAUGUAAUUUAUAACAGUGACAUUUUGCACUUAAUAUACAAGAAUGUGCGCCUUUAUUUAAGGCGGAAUCACACAGCGUUGUGCGCUACGCGGGAUAGAGUAGAGCUAAUUUUUUUUUAAAGCUUUUUCUUUCUUUUCUAAGAAAAUUUUGAAAUUUAAUUUGCUAUACUCUGCGAAAAACAGGAGAAUCUGUAUAGUGUAAUUUUUUCAAUUAUUCAAAUCAAGGUUAAUUUCAUUGUGAUUUAGAAAUUGAAAAUUCUUAAAUAAUUAUGUGCCGGAAAUCGAGUAAGCAAUUAACAAUGGUUUAGAUUUCCACUAGUAGGCAGUCUUUUAGAAUAAUUUUUUUUCGUGGGAAGUUUCGUUCGUAGAUUUUAGAGAUUUCCGCCUCUUUAAUAAUUAUUUUUGACAGACCAUGACCGCAUGGUUAGUCGAAAACCACACACGCAUAAAACCACAAAAAAACGCAUGAAAGGAGGUCCUACAAAGUGGCGUACGUGUUAAGACGCGAGGGCACGUAACGUAAUGACACCGGUAACCACGCCUUUCAGACAAGAACACAGCAUUGCAACAAUGCUGCUUAGCGGCAGAAAUAAGCAUGGUGGUAGCACUACCCUACUACCUAUCUACUUUUCCUUGUCGCUGAACAUGACUAAUAACUUUUUAUUUCCUCGAAAGAUUUCGAAUUAGGCGACAGAUUAAAUUGACUAGUGCUAUCUUAAUCUUAAGGUAAUAGUUGGAAAAGGAGAGCACUACUACAUUCAAUCUCCCUUAUGAAAAUUUUAGAUUGGAUUAUUUUUCUGCUACAUCUUUACUUUGACUGCAAAGACCUUGUUAGUGAUGAUGUUGUCUAAGAUGGUAGCCAGCUAACCUGUAGGUGUAUGACAUUUAUACUAGACAUAUCUCUUAUUGGUUUUGACGCGGCAUGAUACAGGAACGGAAUUUACAACUUUAAAUCCUGAGACAUAAAGUUCAAUUCAGUUCGACGCUAUAAUGUUUCUAUUGCCAGUUCAGGAAUAUCACUCUAAGGGUUUACAUUUUUGUUGUGUUUGUACAGUUUUGUUGUGAAUCUAUUGGUCUAAUUUUAUCUAAAAUAGCUUCUUAGAAAUUAUAAGUUUAUAUUUAUAUGCUAGCGCAUAUUAAGGCCCGGCCGAUUGCAUUUUAAUGGUUUGCGUCGAAAAAAAGUCCAAUGCUAUUUUGCUCUGACCUUAUGUUAUUGUAGAAGAAUAGCAACUAUAAACGUGGCAUAACGUUGAAAUAGUUACGCAGUUUUUUAUUCACGCAAUUUCAAGUGAUUUCAGUGAAGUGUGACAAAACAUUGCUUAACUAUUCCAACGUACCAUGAUUAUUAAUCAGCUCCUAAUAGUUCAAGAACACAAUGCUUGCUCAGUUUCAUGCUGAUCGAUAAAGCCUGCCUUACUUCUUCUUCCUCUUGUCUUAGGAGAAUGGCUUUAUACGUGCACAGAGCACAAAUAUUACGCCAAUGUCAAUUGUUAUUGUCAGUGGUCAGCCUUUUUAUGAGUUAGUGAGUCUUUAACGUAAUAAUGAUACUAAAUCUCGAGACACGGUAGUGACUUAAAGCUAAGUUAGGGAAAGAAAACGGCGAUACAUCGGCCUUGUGUAAACAUCAUUAUCAAUCCAUCAUCCGCACGUCACAGAGCACAAGUAUCCUAAUUUUAUCCUGGAUAUGGACAUAGGAUACUUAAAUCCCGGAUCAGCACCAGAGUAAUGUUCCCAGGGGAUUUGAAUAAAGCCUAUACUCCACCGAUUUUGGCGAAACUAACGAGAAAGCUUUCAUCCUGAAGACUACCAAGAUUCUUUUAUUCUGGAAAAAAAGUAUUUUAAUACAAGAUGUUUAAAGAACUGAAAUAAACUUUAUUUUGCCUCAAAAUACUGCCCUCCUUGACAUGCGCUAGCCCUUUUCGUCCUUAAAAAGUUGUACAAAUAGUAACACCGAUUAAGAAUUUGAUUAUGUAUGAAAUAAGUCGUUUAUUCUUUAAACUUGCCAUUUUGGUCAUAUAUAUGUAUAUUUUAUGCUUGCGCACGGUUACACCCCGGGUAACUUCUUAGGUAACCCUAUUAAAGUAUAUAUUUUUUUCUGAAAUAAAGAUUUUCUUGGAGAUU
Pararge aegeria (speckled wood butterfly) is the source of this 9916-nucleotide messenger RNA. RefSeq names its product E3 ubiquitin-protein ligase UBR1 (gene Ubr1). Gene Ontology annotation, molecular function: zinc ion binding; ubiquitin protein ligase activity. The transcript has 30 exons. Lineage: Eukaryota; Metazoa; Arthropoda; Insecta; Lepidoptera; Nymphalidae. Gene Ontology annotation, cellular component: cytoplasm; ubiquitin ligase complex. Bases 235 to 5580 code for a protein of 1781 amino acids. The record is from RefSeq and is a predicted model, not a curated record. Gene Ontology annotation, biological process: ubiquitin-dependent protein catabolic process via the N-end rule pathway; protein ubiquitination.